This is a messenger RNA of Prunus armeniaca (apricot), 255 nucleotides long. Lineage: Eukaryota; Viridiplantae; Streptophyta; Magnoliopsida; Rosales; Rosaceae. The record is from the annotation of a GenBank genome assembly.
AUGAGUUUAGCACUGAAGAGAAAGUUAUGCGUUCUUGGAGGAAAAAGGAUGAAUAGAGCACGAAUUUGCUGGGUUUUGCAGGUGAGGGAGGAAGCUUGCUCUCUAGAUGUGGUUGUUUUAGCUAAUGAUGAAGUAGUGGGUGUGCUGGGUAGUUUCUGGCAGCUAGACGAAAACUCUGUCAAGCUUUGGAAAAGUUUACCAAAAGGGAAAAUGGGAAGAGAUGGAAGGAUGAGGCUCGAAAUUGCAGAGGUUUAA